AUGGACCUCACACAAAAGGCUCGGAUAUGUGCUCAAGGGGACCAAACUGAUCCUCCUCUUUUGGUAACGUAUGCCAGUGUUGUCACUCGUGAGAGUAUUUGUAUUGGAUUCUUGCUUGCUUUGUUAAAUGGUUUGGAUAUUUUGUCUGCUGACAUUGCUGGAGCGUAUUUGAACGCGCCUUGUGCUGAGAGGAUUUACAGAGUACUUGGACCCGAGUUUGGAGACCUUGAGGGCCGCACAGCUGUUGUGGAGAAAGCACUCGAUGGAUUAAAAUCUUCCGGGUUCUCAUGGAGAUCUACGCUUUCUAAGACUCUGAGAGAAGAAAUGGAGUUCGAACAGUGUUGUGGUGAUAUGGAUGUUUGGAGAAAACCCGCUUUGAAGUCAAAUGGCAAAAAAUAUUACAAAUAUAUUUUUGUUUACACCGAUGACCUUAUGGCUGUUUCUGAAAUCCUCGUGCUAUAUUGGAGAAGCUUGGAACGCAUCACAUGCUCAAGCCUGAUUCAUUUGCAGAGCCUACAACGUUCCUUGGUGCAACAAAUUCAAAACGGUUUGUUGAUGCUAGUGAUUCUCGAAAAUGCUGGUUCGGCUAUCUAUUUGCUUGAAGCGUUAUGUGUCGUUAAGUCUCGGAUCUCACCUCAAAAAUACAACUCUGCUGCCUUACCUUCUGGUUAUAAACCUGAGCUUCACAACACUGAUUUUGUUGACGCAGAGACACACACACUGUAUAUGCAACUGAUUGGAAUAUUACGGUGGUUGGUUGAGCUUGGAAGAAUGGACCUUUGUGCUGAAGUCUCAAUGAUGUCUUUGUACAAUGCCAUGCCUUGUGUUGGACACUUUCAUGCGGUAUUACACCUC
Cylindrotheca closterium is the source of this 855-nucleotide messenger RNA. Lineage: Eukaryota; Bacillariophyta; Bacillariophyceae; Bacillariales; Bacillariaceae. The record is from the annotation of a GenBank genome assembly.